CUCAGUUCGCGCGCAUUUACCUGUCGCUUCGCACCUGCAGUUGAUAACCGACCGCAUCACGAUGACUACGUUUGGAAACGAACGCAUCAUUUUUUGAACGAAAUUACGAUAAAUUAAUACUCAGUUUCUGAACGUUUAUGCUUCUUACAAAGUUAUAAGAAUAUAUUUGCUGUGUUAAUUUGCAAUAACCGGAUUAUUGUGUUAAUUGUGUUUGUGACGUUUGAAACGUUUUAUUUAAUUGUGGAAUUUUCAUUAAUAAUCGAGUGGGAGUGGAUGUGAAAACUGGAGAAGGCCCGCAGGAACGGGUCGACUCUCCCUUUGCGCUACAGCGAAAGAUUCACGAUGACGGUGAAAAAGGCGGCUCGUACUGGCGGGCAUGCCGUCAUCGUCUCCAGGCAGAAGCUACACUCCAGUCAGCAGUUUGACAUCAUGCCUGUCACCAAAUCACCACCAUUGACCUAUAAUAUCAUUGUAGGCUUCAACGAAAAGGAUCAACUCCAACUACUCACAAAAGACGACAGUAAAGAUGAUGACAAAAAACAUAAAGAUUACAAUGAAUUUAUCAACAACAAAUACGAAAAUAUAGCAAUAGACGACAUAGCCAAUUGUGUUAACAUCGAGAACUAUCCAAACUGCGAGAAAACUCUAGUCUUCUACGUCAAUAAAAACGUUAACACAGAAGCUAUCGCUUUAAGAUUUGAAAAUGAGCAGGAUUUUAAAAGAAUAUACUUCACCUACAAAUAUUUUAAAAUGCGUAACCGACUGACAAAGAAUACAAAUAAUUACUCCAGUAAUGAUAACUUAUUCUCUAAAAAGAGAACGACUGACUUAAUUAAGAAUAGAAAGAACAGUAUUGACGACUAUAGUUACGAUAAAACUCGAUCGGAAUUUGAUUUGCUGCAAACAGAUAGUGAUGGCGUAACUCAUAUAUCGGUACAGCAAAAGGGUACCAGUCGAUUUGACCAACCUUUAAGUCUAAUCGGUUUUAAAAGUGACCUAGGCGAUACUGGUGAAAUAGACAGCAUUAUUUACACAGACAUUGACAUACCGACUAAGCCGGAAAGGAAGAGAUUUUUUCACAGAAAACCUAAAGCACCUUCACCACCUCUACUGCCGAAAGACACGCCCAAAGUACUAAAAGGUGAAUUCGUCAGAGUGAACGUUGAAAGAUCUCCUGAUGUAAUACCAAAAGAUAGUAAACAAAAUAAAAUACCGGAUAUUCUAAUGUUUAGAGAUUCCAAACCAAAAAGAAGUAGCCCGACCAGUGCUUUGUGGACAGCAAGCAAUAAACUAAGCACCGGCUACGAAUCAGAUCGGGAAGAAUGGAGAAGCAGCCGUUCCCAGUUCUCUACCACAGCUUUCGACAGUCUAGCGAGACCAACUAAAAUGGCGAUGGCCUUGACACUAAGGAAACCUCAGAGAAUAGAUCCAACGCCACAGUAUUACCGCCUUUCCAGCGAACCUAAGCCAAAACUUACCCCACUACCUUUUAGACCGAAUAAUUUCUUGCAAAGAGGAGCACCCAGGUUACCUCGACCGAGUUCAGAAAUAAAAAGGAAUUUAAGCACGGAUCAUAGAAAAUAUACUUCACUACAGAGCUUAGAAUUACCGAAGAAGUUAAGUGAACCUAAGAAGAAUGAUCCUAAGAAGAAUUACUCGAACAUAUCCAAUAGAAUAACAGGACUGACUAAUAAAUUGCGAGAUUUGGGAGCAGCUAGUAAUACUAUUGGCAGAUUCAAGGCUCAGUCCCACGGGGAUGUUGCAAAUCUCAAACCAGUAUUAAAGAACAACGUUCAAGACGGAACUAAACGUUCAGUUGUUAGAACGUGCAGCGUUGAACCACCAAAGAAAGUUACUUUCAGCGCUUUUGCUACCGUCCAAGUUGUAUAAAUACACUCUUUUAAAUUAAUCUUGGUAAUAAUUGAUCUGCAUUUCCUUCUUGUAGUGAUAAUAUCUUGGGUCCUGUAUAUUAACUGACUGUGGGUAUUAAUAUAAAGUAUUUAGUUUUUAGAGUAGCAACAUAUUUAAUCGGAAAUGUUUUUGUUUUACUUUAUUGUAUAUAAUUGAGAAUGGGCCGGGAUUCCUGUGUAAAUAAUAACGUUUUAAAUUUGCUUUUGUAAUAAAACCUCUUAAAUUUCGAAUUGUUAGUU
Papilio machaon (common yellow swallowtail) is the source of this 2150-nucleotide messenger RNA. RefSeq lists its product as uncharacterized. Bases 343 to 1890 code for a protein of 515 amino acids. The record is from RefSeq and is a predicted model, not a curated record. The transcript has 3 exons. Lineage: Eukaryota; Metazoa; Arthropoda; Insecta; Lepidoptera; Papilionidae.